UCAGAUUACGAACUUAUUCGCCAUGGCUUCGAGCCAGAGCAACGACCAGAGUCGUCCGCAGUCUCCCGAGGGCAGCUACGGCACACAGCAACCGUCGACCCCAGGUCGCGGCCAUAUUUAUUCAGACCUAGGCGAAGCCCAUCGGAGAAUUGCUGGACGACAGACCCCAGCGAGCAACGCUUCGGAAAGUAAAUCAAAGCCAAAGCAAAAUCGCAAGGGCUCGCUAGAGAUUUUAGGUAUUCCCCGUUCCAGAGAUAACCAGACAGAGAGCAGCCAAUCCGAGAAUGUUGGCCCAGUCAACUCUCCCACUUCCAUCUAUGGAAGAUCGUUGAUGAACGCUCCACGAUUGCCCACCCUUCCCGCUAUCUCAUCAUUCAACAUGCCCAGUGUUGGCGGCGACUCGGCUAUUACUACGCAGAACUACACUAAGCAUACUACAGACUUUCAGGUCAAAGAACACCCCGAGGAGGAGGAGGAGGAAUGGAAUCGUCAGAAGGGUCGCCGGCUUCGUACUGGCCUAUUAUCGUCCAAACCCCCUCAAAGCCCCCUUCCAGCUUUACCCCUGAGUCGUCGUCGCUCAAGAUCUAUGAUAGAUUACGGCAGCUCAUCUAUUCCAAAUGCUUCGACAGUAUCAGACUCCCAGCAACUACUCCGUACUGAUACACAGGCAGGCCAGCCUCAUGAGUCCCGCCAAGAAUUCUCCCCAUCGCCUCUCCGUCUCCCACCUAAGCACGGUUUGAAGAAAUGGGAAACACGCGAUGAUUUCUACAGUGAAGUCGGAUCAUCACAUGGAGAUGUCACCAAUGAAUCGAGUGACGAUCCUUUCAAAUAUGACACUGGUAAUUACAAGACAACUUUCCAGAAUACGAAGGAGAGAGAGGUCAGUCGAGCUCUAAAGCGCAUGAGCAAGAUAGGGGGGCUAAGUGAGGCCACCUUCGUGACCCCUGAAGGUAGUCCGGCUGGAAAGAAUCCUUCGCACAAUAUUAGAAUUGCCAUUCAGAGACCUCAUCAGCUUCCAAGUCGAGAAACCAAUAUCAGCAACAAGGAUAGUGGAAUAGCUCAUGAAAAUAGUCUUGAUACGCAACGAGACUCUGCUUGGGUGACCGAAGCAGAUAGUGAACUGGAUGAUAUUAGCGACAUUCUGGAUAAUCCAAUUGGAAUUAAGCAAGCUGGAAGCAGUGUUGUCUGCUGCUCUGAAGAUGACAGAGAGAAGCGGCCCGGUACUUUCGCUUCACGAUUCCGCACUCUGCAGCAUCCUGCUGGGCCAGAGUCGUAUGAGCUACACGACCUCAAGGGCACGAAGCAGUCGGUAAUGCUACCCAAGACUCGAUUCCAGGGUACCGGAGGGUAUCCAAACAAUUCGACUCGCUUCUUUUCUGACAAUGUGAAGACUAACCAGGACGCUAAUAAGAUGCCACGCAACUUGACCGGAAAGCUCACAAACCCGUUUGGCCAAAGAAGCAGUUACCGCCGGGCUGACUUCGAAGGAAACUUCACUACAAGAGCUAACCGCGAUGGUACGAAAUAUGAGUUCCGAGAAUCUAUAUCUGAGUACCCAACUACUCAAGCUGAAAGUCCUGGUCUGCAACCAUCAGGAAGUCACGGAUCACUGGUAGGUGCUGGCCUGGAGUUGAGAAGACCUUCGAAGCGUCUACGAGAGGACUUGGCGUCCAAGACUCCCAACUCUACAUCCAGCAAUUGCAGUCAAGUCACAACUAGCUCAUCUAAGACUGCUAAGGCUAAUUCGAAGAAGCUGUGGAAGCCGCGUCUAGUAGAUCAGGCGUAUCCCAUCCGAAAUGGCCGUUGGUGGGAAGCCGAGAGAGACUACGCUGGACAACUCCCUAGUCCUACCCUGGCUUCCUUCAAUGGAGAACCGAUCACAUCAGACGCAAAGUUCCAAUUUCAGCUUUUGUCUCUUACCGACGCCCAAAGGAAGAACAAGGAGCAACGUGAGAGCGGAGAGACGGACGAGACUGAGCCCGCACAUAUUCGAUACCAGCGCGCCAUGAGCCAUUCGUCGUCCAGGGGCCAAGCCCUCUCGAGCCCAAUCGAAGUCCCUCGACCUGUCUAUGACCGACGCCGCCCUGUGGGUGUAGCCCCCCAUCUUUCUUUUGACUUUAGCCCCUCAAGCUGUGGAUCUUUUAAAGAGGCCUUCCUUGAUACGCCGUCUCCAUUCUCGGCCACGAACCCCAACGAGGAUACGCCAACAUCGAUUCGUCCGGGCAGACCUCUUUUACGCUCUGGACGUGCACCUAUGGCUUGUGGCACCGACACCAUCGACAUGGCGGGCCAUCGAUAUUACUCGAACCAGACAGUCAUCCGGCACCCUCAACCGGUUGCUGGGAGUGGAAUGAGUGACGAAGAAGCUAUGGAAGCCUUUGUCGAAAGCACCAUUACCCGGAACGCUCGACAGCGGCGCCAACAAUUCUUCUAUAUAAUGGCAACGCUCUCGGCCAUCUUCCCAUUCUUUGCCAUACUUGUCCUUGCAGGCACAAUGAAUAAGGCUCUGAUUUGGUGGACCCAGGGUGAAGUGCGCCGGCUAAAGAUCAAACAGAGGCACUUCAUCCGCCAUGUGUUCCUGGCUGAGGCUUGCCUAUACAUAGUCCUCAUCGCAUCAGUCGUUGCCGUAUACACAAGGGCUGUCUAGAUUUGAAUGCCCUAAGUCCAAGGCAAAGCAUGCUAAGAGUCUAAAAGGCCCCCCUCGAUAAAAAGCAGGGGCUUGGAGUGGUUAUAGGUUCACUCCACAAUAUUGUUUUCCCAUCCCAAUUCAUAUUUCCUUUUCCCCUCAUCAUUUUAACUUCAUACGAUACCCCGCUUAUAGCAUUCCUCAUAGAAUUGCUGAAACUUGACGACGAGACGACGAGACGACGAGACGACGAGACGACGAACGAUGUUAUGACAUCACUAGGUUGAACCCUUAAUGGGUGCAUAAAGGAAGAGCUCCUAACCAUCACGCUUACGAUUUCAGAUGGAAUUUAAGGGCAGUGUGGUGGGAGGGCUGAUAUUCAAUGGCAUGGAUCUGUUUAACGACUAGCUAGUUGGACAGUUCGAUGGGUUGUCUCUUGGAUGGUCUACUCCCCUUGCUAUAUGGGGUGAAGAAACCAGAGAUAGGGAGAGAGACAUCUUGUGAUAUGCUCUUGGUCGUCUUUUUCAUGCUAAGGAAAGGAUAUUUGGGCCAGAGCUAACAAGAGACUCUGAUGUUGAUGUGCGUUGUGCUAUAUGGGCCAAGGAUACUUACCUCAGUUCGAAAGGCAAUGAAUGAUUGCUUGUGCUAUAUGCAAUGUAAUGGGCUGGGUGUGACUGACCGAUGCGUGAUCCUAUGUAUGCUGUCAAUGUGCCCCUUUAUGGAGGGAGGUGAUUCAUGUACCCGCAGUAGCCAGCAC
Hypoxylon fragiforme is the source of this 3383-nucleotide messenger RNA. RefSeq lists its product as uncharacterized. The record is from RefSeq and is a predicted model, not a curated record. The transcript has 2 exons. The coding region runs from base 23 to 2647 and encodes 874 amino acids. NCBI's taxonomy places the organism in Eukaryota, Fungi, Ascomycota, Sordariomycetes, Xylariales, Hypoxylaceae.